CAGCAGAUCAACAGAGUUGUAAUUCCUGCGGAUCGUAUACAAGUUUUAUAUGUUUUCAUACUACGAUCUGAAUACCAGCGCACUUAGUUUUAAACUACCCCGUGACGAAAGAUUUGGAAAAGGCUCUGGUUCAUUAAUAUGAGAAUAGACCUGACCUUGACGUAAUCAGAAGUACUAUAAUUACCUAGAUAUUAUAUAUAGACUGCAGCAGCUACAACAGACUAUCUUGUUCAGAGUCAACUCCAAACAGGUGGUAUGGAAUAAUGGUAUAUGUGAUCUACGAUAUCUACAACUACAGUGAUGAUAUGAUUAAGAUCAGGAGCCUAGACUAUCAUCUAAAAUUCGAGGCCAUUGUUCGCUAUGGUAGAGGUCAAGAGACGGAAGAACAAAGAUCUCGGUAUUAUUCGACAGCCGAACUUCCGGACAUUGCUGUGAUUAGUCGCCACGGUCAAUUGGACGAGUACCGACUUGGUGUUGACACCGAUCUCAGGGCUAUCACUUUCUCCUGUCCUCGUCAUGGUGACUACACCAUCCACCUCUCUCGUAGAGAAGAGGUCACUCGUCUGGAGGCGGAUUCUACAGUACGCGCCCUGCUUCGCACUAUGGCGCACCUCGUCGAUGCUUCCGUACACAAUAUCCGUGUUACAAGUCCAAGUAAAGCUGGAAUCUAUCAGGAGACGCUUUUGUAUCGUCCUCUCGCUGCCUGGUCAGCCAGCACAGGUUUAGCCAAUGGCCGGACACCUCAUAUCUUGUACUACCCCCUGAUCACCAACUAGAGUGGCGCAAGGCUGUCGUCACGGUAUAUACACGAUGGAGAGUACGAGCUCAUCAGGUCCUUGGGGGCCGAGGCACUAAGCAACUAUGCACAGUUGAAAGAAAAGCUCCGCGCCGACGAUAACGGCGGCGCACUACGCAAAGUAUGGGACGAGGUGCGACGCUGGAUAGCGGAGCCCAAAAAGCUGUUCAGAACAUUCUCAUUGGCGUACAUGAACGAUGUCAUUAUGCA
Xylaria bambusicola is the source of this 1006-nucleotide messenger RNA. RefSeq lists its product as uncharacterized. NCBI's taxonomy places the organism in Eukaryota, Fungi, Ascomycota, Sordariomycetes, Xylariales, Xylariaceae. The record is from RefSeq and is a predicted model, not a curated record. The transcript is spliced from 2 exons. Bases 264 to 776 code for a protein of 170 amino acids.